AUGAGACGAGGGAGUAUGGGUCCGAGGGAGUGCAGUGCGGUGCCAUCAGCAGCGCCUGCCUUGAGAAGGGAGUAUGGGUCCGAGGGAGUGCAGUGCGGUGCCAUCAGCAACGCCUGCCAUGAGAAGGGAGGAGCAGCAUGGCGGAGUGGAGAGCUGGUGGGGGCGGCUGCAGAGCGGGAGGCGCGGCAGCAGCAGCUACACGGGAGGGAGGAGGGAGGCGGGUGGAGUGCGGAGGAGGAGGGAGCAGCAGCACCAGCAGCCUUCUUUCAGAAGGGAAGCGGGAGGCGCGGCAGCAGCAGCUACACGGGAGGGAGGAAGGAGGCGGGUUGGAGUGCGGAGGAGGGAGCAGCAGCACCAGCAGCCUUCUUUCAGAAGGGAGGCGCAGCAUGGCGGAGUGGAGAGCUGGUGGGGGCGGCUGCAGAGAGGGAGGCGCGACAGCAGCAGCUACACGGGAGGGAGGAGGGAGGCGGGUUAGAGGAGCAGCAGCACCAGCAUCGUCUUCUUUCAGAAGGGACAACUAAUCUUUCUUUCCGUAAAUCCCCCUCUUGCAUUCCUGGUAUGGCACGGCGGAUGGAGGCGGGUUGGAGUGCGGAGGAGGGAGCAGCAUCUGUCACCAGCAGCGCCUGCUUUCACCAUUGA
Closterium sp. Naga37s-1 is the source of this 639-nucleotide messenger RNA. NCBI's taxonomy places the organism in Eukaryota, Viridiplantae, Streptophyta, Zygnematophyceae, Desmidiales, Closteriaceae. The record is from the annotation of a GenBank genome assembly.